Molecule: messenger RNA, 1525 nt
Organism: Eruca vesicaria subsp. sativa (arugula)
Lineage: Eukaryota; Viridiplantae; Streptophyta; Magnoliopsida; Brassicales; Brassicaceae
Source: the annotation of a GenBank genome assembly
GACAAACAUGGCGGAGAUAGCCGCCGUAGAAAACCCUAGCCACCGCAAAAUCAAACGAGCGAGAAAUCCAAUCGACGGCGUCGAUGUCAUCAGCUCUCUUCCCGACGCAAUCCUCCAACACAUCUUCUCUCUAAUUCCGACAAAAUACGCAAUCAGAACCUCCGUUUUGUCCAAACGAUGGAGACAUGUAUGGUCCGAAACACCUUCUCUCAACCUAGACUGCUACAGAUACGACCCUGAUUCAGUAAUCGAAACCUUAGCUAGAUACUACUCAUCUCCCAAAAUCACGACCUUUGAUCUCUCUAUCAGCACCUCCAAGGCCAACAACAUUGACAGGUUGAUCGAUUUCGCCGUGUCUCGCAACACGGAGAAGCUUUCUCUAGAGUUCCGUCACUCUUACGCAAUGGCUUACCGUUUUCCUGAGGUCUUCUUCACCAGUAGCUCCUCUUUGAAACAGCUCUGUGUCGAAUCGGGUGCUUUCGAUACGAUUCCUGGACACGUCACCGUGUCUUGGACAUCGCUGAAGACAUUAUCUUUGAGAGGCUGUGAGCUUUCUGACGAGGCAUGUGACAAGAUUCUCUCUGGUUCUCCGCUUCUUGAAUGUUUGACAUUGUGUUGUGAUAAACUUGAGCGUCUUGAUCUGAGCAAGUGUUUGAAGUUGAAGAGAUUGGAUGUUGAGUGUUGGGAAAAUUUGGAGAUUGUGGCUCCGCGUAUCUGUUUUUUGAGGUUGACUCAUAGUGAUGAGACGCGAUGUGAGUUAGUUGAUGUCUCUUCUUUGACCGAAGCUAACGUGAACAUCUACUGUUCCAGACGUCUUGGUUUCUUGUAUGAUGAUUUUGGCGAUCCUGAAACUGGUUUAGCUGAUAAUCUUCAAGUGAUGAUCUUAGAGACGCUUGAUAAGUUGCAGAAUGUGGAGAAACUUACUUUGUGUGGAGCUUUCUGUCUUCAGAUAUUAUCUCUUGCCGUCCUCUGUGGUGUUCCUUUUCCGACGUUUAAGGUGGAAGCUUUGACUAUUGAAACGGCUAUCUAUCAAUCUAUUAUUCCUGGUGUGGCAAAGCUGCUACAAAACUCACCAAGAUUAGAGAAGAUCAUAGUAGCGACAGUUGACUGCAACAUCCUAGAGGAGUCUCGUCUUACCAACUACUUGUAUUGGAAAGGCUUGGAGACGCGUCAAUGUUGGAAACCGAAAGAUUUGGAUGACGCGAGUUUGUCUGAACCGGAACUCGUGACAUCUGUCAUGAACUUUCUGCUGAAAACAAGUGGAAAGGAAUGGUAUAAGGUUGGGAGUUACACUUUCUUACAAAACAAAAACUCUGAGAUAUCUUUUGUCACUCACUUAACUCAAGACUAUUUCUUUCGUUAAAUCUUAUUCGUAUAAUCUUUUUUCUUAUUAAGACGUUCUCUCUGUAGUGAAAUUUAUUUAUAUUCUCUAGUUCUUUAUUUGACAUUUCUCUUAUCGACCGUCAUAUUCGAAAUCUAACAUUUUUUGCAAGUGAAUGUUUCUUUUGUCACCUUUUUGUAACAC